UGCAGCUCAUCCUCGAGGGCGGAGAGGGGUGGUAUUAGAGUCCGCCGGUAUCCCAGCAGGCAGUGCAGCCUCGAGACGCUGACAAAGGACUCGAGAAGCAGUCGCAGCUGCUUUCUGAAGAGCCGGUGUCGCCGAGAUUGCCAAAAUGGUUUGGAGUUUUUAAUUGCCUUUAAGAAAAGUCCAAAAUAGAUUUGAGACUGUAAAAUCAGAAGCUGUAGCAAGGGGGAUUCAGUGCCAAUGCAUCAACAAAAAAGACAGCCAGAGUUAGUGGAAGGAAAUCUUCCUGUUUUUGUGUUUCCCACGGAGCUAAUAUUUUAUGCAGAUGACCAGUCAACACAUAAGCAAGUGUUGACCCUGUAUAAUCCCUAUGAGUUUGCCUUAAAGUUCAAAGUUUUGUGUACUACUCCAAAUAAGUAUGUUGUCAUUGAUGCUGCCGGCGCAGUGAAGCCUCAGUGUUGUGUGGAUAUUGUGAUUCGUCAUAGAGAUGUUCGAUCCUGUCACUAUGGUGUAAUAGACAAAUUCCGUCUCCAAGUUUCCGAGCAAAGCCAGAGGAAGGCUUUAGGAAGGAAAGAGGUUAUAUCUACUCUUCUCCCAUCUGCAAAGGAACAACAAAAGGAAGAAGAGGAAAAGAGAAUAAAGGAACAUUUAACCGAAAGUUUAUUUUUUGAGCAGUCGUUUCAACCAGAAAACAGAAGUGUCUCCUCAGGACCUAGUUUACUAACUGUCUUCCUGGGAGUGGUGUGUAUUGCAGCUCUGAUGCUUCCUACACGGGGGGAUGUGGAAUCGCUGGUGCCUCUCUACCUCCACUUAAGUGUGAAUCAAAAAUUAGUUGCUGCUUAUAUCUUAGGUCUUAUCACAAUGGCUAUACUUAGAACAUAAGCAAGGAAUUCAGUUGACUUCUGAAGUAAAUUUAUCUUGAAAAUAUGAAUUUGGACUGCUGUAUCUCUAUUUUACUCCAUUAAUAUGCUACAAACUUUUGAAUGACUUACAAUAAUUGCAACUGUAUAAUAUAUAUUUUAACUUACUCUGUAAUUUCAUUCAAAGGACUCCAGCACAUUAUGUUACAGACAGCAAGGAUGCUUCUGAGUGAGACCUAGGGAAUUAUUUGAAGAAAUUCUUUUUAUAACUAAACCUAUUGUGCAAAAGACUUUAAUUAAAACAUCUGUUAUUUUCUCAUCUUUUUUCCUAAUUCACUUUGAUUGUUAAGGUUGUGUGUCCUUCAAAGUUAAAGGCCUGAAAGAGCAAACUGGCCUGAAAAUAAAAUGACAUUUAUUUUUUAGCUGUGAAUAUCAAUGUUACUAUGUAAAUUAUGCCCUGUCCUCUAGCAUUAUAAACAGUUGCUAUGGUGUUUCUAAAAUAAGAGCUUUACGGUUCAUGUGCGGAGGAUAAAAAGAAAAAAAAAGGCAAAAAGUACUGGGGAAUCAUGCUUAUCUGAGGGUUUCGCAGAAGACAGAACAUAAUUCAUCUGGUGAACUACCUAUUCUAUAUUCAAUAUAUAUUCUAUAUAUUCUAUAGAAUAGGUAGUGGUCCAGGCACCUAGCAUGUGGGUUUGUUUUAAACCUCAGAGAAGUAGGGUGACCUGUCUGUUUGAUCUAAGGACUCUAAAGGAAGUAGAAUUUCUUUAAUUGGUUCACAUGGGCUUUAUGUAUGGAUAGCACUUUGUCAAUAGGAGGAAAAAUAAAUUUAUCUUUUCUCUCCAGUCCUUUGCCUGAUCAUAAGUGACUAGCCCAGACUGGGAUUACCUGAUGCCAGGUGGUUUGUAUGGAGAUGAUUUUUCACCUUUCAACUUUUAAGCCAAGUAUAGAAAAUCCUUAAUAUCUGUGUCUAUUUUAUAUCAGUCACUGAGACAUUUUUUAAGUUUCUAUUUAUAUUAUUAAAACAACUUUACCAAAAAAAGUCCCUGAAGCACAACUAUUGACAUUUCUUUAUAGCCCCUUCUGAUCUUUAACGUAUAUAUGCAGUUUUAACUGUUAUUGUCAUAGUAACUGAUCUUUUGACUUAAGAUUUUUAUCUAAGAGCACAAUGCAUUAAGACUUUCUUGAAAAUCAUCUUUCAGAUCUUUGUACAGAAUGAACCUAUGCCGUGCUACUGUAAUAUUCUCAAGGAAUAUACAUACAUAAACAAAAUAUGUGAGGUUGGUUUUUGCAGGAAACAGUACUUUGUUUCUAUAGUAAAAGAUUUUGUGUAUACUCUUAGAGAAUCAUUGUUUAACCAUCUGGGGGGGUGCAUAAAUCAUUAAGUGGAUCAUAUCUGUACAUUGUGUAAUGACUGAAAAAGCACAGAAGUGUAAUCUAUUUUGAACUUUGUAAAAAACAAUUUGUUUAAAGGCCAUCCUUGUUUCUCUGUCCAUCUCAAGUCUUGUGUGUGUGUGUGUGUGUGUGGUAACACAUUGUAAAGAACACAAAAUACUUCAAAAAAAAUAAAAGAAAAUGGAGACCUGA
Molecule: messenger RNA, 2441 nt
Organism: Manis javanica (Malayan pangolin)
Lineage: Eukaryota; Metazoa; Chordata; Mammalia; Pholidota; Manidae
Gene: MOSPD1
Product: motile sperm domain containing 1
Cellular component (GO): cytoplasm
Source: RefSeq, a predicted model, not a curated record